Aureococcus anophagefferens is the source of this 618-nucleotide messenger RNA. RefSeq lists its product as hypothetical. Gene Ontology annotation, biological process: protein phosphorylation. Gene Ontology annotation, molecular function: ATP binding; protein kinase activity. The record is from RefSeq and is a predicted model, not a curated record. The annotation marks the transcript as partial. The transcript has a single exon. NCBI's taxonomy places the organism in Eukaryota, Pelagophyceae, Pelagomonadales, Pelagomonadaceae.
AUGGCCUGGAACGACCUGCCGCCCCUGGACCUGACGACGGUCAAGGCGUCCGAGGUCGUCGCCGGCGCGGAGAUCGGCCGCGGCGAGUUCGCGGCCGUCUUCGUCGGGACGCUCCGCGGCGCGACCGUCGCCGUGAAGAAGCAGGUCGCGCCGGCGGAGGACGACGUCGACGACGCGGCGCAGGUCGCGGUGGCCCUCGCGCGCGAGCUCCGCGUGCUCGCGGCCUGCGACCACGCCCACGUGCUCCGCUACGUCGGCGCGUGCGCGGACCCGGACCGCCCCGUCGGCGACGGCGGCGUCGGCCCCGGCGCGGGCGUCUGGACGGUCACGGAGUACGCGGAAAGGGGCGACCUGCUCCGGCUCCUCGAGGACGCCGCCGUCGACCUGGACUGGGGCCUCCGGCUCCGCGUCGCCAAGGAGCUCGCGAGCGCGCUCGCGUACCUCCACGGCCGCGAGCUCCUGCACCGCGACGUCAAGGCCGCGAACGUCUUCCUCGACGGCGACUACCGAGUCAAGCUCGGCGACUUCGGCAUGGCGACGGCCUGCGGCGACGGCGGCCGCGCGUCCACGCUCUGCGGCACGGAGGCCUACAUGGCGCCGGAGCUGCUCCUCGACGGC